GGGAGGAAGGAAGGAAGGGGGCCGGGCGAGAGGGAGAGCGCGAGAGAGCCAUGGCAGCGCCGGCCUCGUAGGAGGGACACGAUGUUGCCCAGCAAGGCCAUGGCCUUGCCGCGGCCGCCCUCCUCCCCGUCGACGCCCAGCCGGCUCCGCGGCCCCGGCAACGGGACCGGGCCGCGCUUCGACCGCGACGUCGUGCUUGGAGGAGGAGGAGGAGGCGGAGGAGGAGGCAGCGGCAGCGAGGGCGACUCCGACUCCGGCGAGGACGAGGAGCCGCUGAGCGACCGCCGCGGGGUGAAGCGGGCCUUGGCCUUGGCGGAGGCGGAGCUGGGCGCGGCGGGACAAGCGGCGGCCGGGCAAGAAGCGCCGGGCUCGGCCGCCUCCGUGGCUGGAACCCCCGGAGGAGGAGGAGGAGGGUACAGCGGAGGCACGGCCAGCGGAGCCAAGCCCGGCAAGAAGACCCGCGGCCGCGUCAAGAUCAAGAUGGAAUUCAUCGACAACAAGCUGCGCCGCUACACCACCUUCAGCAAGAGAAAGACCGGCAUCAUGAAGAAGGCCUAUGAACUUUCCACCCUAACGGGGACGCAAGUAUUGUUGCUCGUGGCCAGUGAGACGGGCCAUGUGUACACAUUCGCCACGCGGAAGCUGCAACCCAUGAUCACCAGCGAGACAGGGAAAGCACUGAUCCAGACAUGCUUGAACUCUCCUGAUUCUCCUCCUCGGUCGGACCCGACCAUGGAUCAGCGCAUGAGCGCAACGGGCUUUGAGGAGACAGACCUCACUUACCAGGUGUCCGAAUCGGAUAGCAGUGGAGAAACAAAGGGUCAUUGGUCGGAGGAAGGAGCGGCAGGCAGUCCAAGCCAGGAUACACACACCACAGACCAGAAUCCUCCUGGUUCUGGAGAUCAGGAUUCUCUGAAGCCCGCGUUCACAGUUACCAACCUGCCGGGCACAACAUCGACCAUCCAAACAGCACCCACCACCCCCACUUCCAUGCAGGUCAGCAGCGGCCCCUCGUUCCCCAUCACCAACUACCUAGCGCCAGUCUCUGCCAGUAUCAGCCCCAACGCAGUCACCAGUGCCAAUGGGACAGUGCUGAAAACCACUGGAUCCAGUGCAGUGGCAUCUGGAGGACUCAUGCAGAUACCUACUGGCUUCACGCUCAUGUCAGGUGCUCCACUCCCUCCUGUGACCCCUACCAUUCCUUUCACUCAGUUACAGCCACAUUCGCUGGCCCUCUCUGGCCAGCAGGCCCAGGUGGCAGUUGCAGGCACACCUGGACAGCUGCAGCAAGCACAACAGACACUCUUCCGAUUUCCAGCCGCAGCCGGAGGGCAGAUUGUUUCUCUGACAGGUGGUGCUGUGGCUCAACAAGUCCCCGUCCAAGCCAUCCAAGUGCAUCAAGCCCCCCAGCAGACGUCUCCCACAAGCGACAGCAGCACUGAUCUCACCCAGACCUCUUCCAGUGGGACAGUGACCUUGCCAGCUACUAUCAUGACUUCAUCAGUGCCAACCACAGUGGGAGGCCACAUGAUGUACCCCAGCUCCCACGCAGUGAUGUAUGCGCCAACAUCAGGCCUCACGGAUGGUGGGCUGGCCGUUCUCAAUGCCUUCUCCCAGGCGCCAUCAGCAAUGCAGGUUUCACAUGGACAAGUCCAGGAUCAGGGUGGCGUUUCUCAGGUGUUCCUUACAGCACCUUCAGGAACGGUUCAAAUCCCAGUCUCAGCUGUCCAGCUUCAUCAGAUGGCUGUUAUUGGGCAGCAGUCCAGCAGUAGCAGCAACUUGACAGAGCUGCAAGUGGUCAACUUGGACACGUCACACAGUUCUAAGAGUGACUGAUCAACUCUGGAAGGACCUGGUUGGGGGGAGGGAAGGAAGAGUGUACCUGGCACCCAAACCCACAGCCGCCGCGACUGUCGCCUCCAGCUUUUGUGCUCUGCACAGCCCCAGGAUCUGUGUCACUCCUCAAGCUGCACCAGGAUCUUGGCGAUCCCUAUUUUUGUAUGGACUCCGUCACUUAUUUAUUGUUGCCUUUUUCACAUUUUUUUCUUUUCUCACAUGUUACACUGACUCAUAAACACACACACACACACACAUACACUAAAAGUGGCUGCAUGGCCAGCAGCAGGAGCUGAGCCUGGGCAUUGGGACUGGCGAGCGGGAGAGCGGGGGGAGGGGGGAGCUUUGUUGAAUAUGAAUGCUGCAUUUACUGUGCUUUUUGUGUUUUGUUGGGAAGGUGGUGGUGUCAUUUUUUCCCUCUACACUCCAGCCAAAGAAAAUGUCUCGCACGGGUGGGAGAGUUAGCUCCGCCGUGUAUAAUAACACUUUCUGUUUUCAUUGCGGGAGGUCUUUCUCUCUUCCCGUCCCUGUCAUCCAUAGGAUAUCCAGCAACUUCCCCAGCCUAGUGCCUUUAAGGCCAAACAACUGAGGCUGUAGGGAGGAGCUGGAUUUCAGAAAGGCUUAAAGCCAUCAUAAAAAGGGAGUUCCUUUUCAAUCAUAGACUUACUUCCUUCUUUUCUUUUUACCUCUGCUGGGGCAGAGAGCCAUCUCUCUUUCCCCUUGCUCCUAGGUUCAGGUCCUCCAGCUGGCUGCAGCAUUGUGCCUUCAAGCAAUCAGUGAUGCAUUGUGGGUUGGCCAUUAUAGUGGCCUCUUGCCUUUACACUCAGCUUGCGAAAAGGUGUUGUUCCUAUUGGCGCCCACCUUAGGCGGGGAGAGGGCAGAAAGCAGAGGGUCUUGAACGCUUCCUCCUGAGGGGUUCCUCUCCCAGAAUGUAUGCUGUUGUGGUUCGGAACAGAUUUGACUGGCUGCAUGGCACGAGAGGCAACAACUUCUUGCCUGGCUACACACCACCAUUUCACUGCCAAAAGGGGUGUUUGUUAGCCACAUAUCCUUUUAUUUUUAAGAACACACAUCCAGUGACUCUUAACGCUCAGUAGCUGCAUUUGCUUCUGGCCUUGUGUGGUACUUGGGAGGGUCAUCCUCUCAAAGGUUUUGCCAGUGCUUUUCUCCUGAGAAGAAAGAAGCUUUGAAACAUAGAUCUUGUCAAUUAGAGCAUAAAGAGAGGAAAACAUUUGAGGAGGGGGCAUUUUUUAAACUUGAAUCAUUGGUCCAUCCCAAGGCAGUUGUGUUCACAAAUGGGGUGCAGUACAGUAAGGGUUUCUUAUCAGCAGGGCACCUGAAACCACAGAGAUGACCGAACAGCAUUAAAUUAGCUUACUUCUGGUGCCAGUGUACCAUGAAUUACACUGGAAGACCUAGAAAUUUCUCAAGAAAUGCAAUUCUAUGAUGUCCUCUAGCAGAAACGUACAGUAGUAUCACCUGGAGGAUCUAAAACAUUCAUAGAGGUGCUAUUCUUUUCCAGGCGUGGUUAAGUGGCUCUGGUUAUGGUUUUCACAAUUGGAUGGAGCUUAUUGUAAUCUAUACCUGUCUAUAAUAUUUUUGUCGAAGGCUUUCACGGCCGGAAUCACUGGGGUGUUGUGUGGUUUCUGGGUUGUAUGGCCAUGUUCUAGCUAGCAGCAUUUCCUCUGGAUGUUUUGCUUGCAUCUGUGGCUGGCACCUUCAGAGGAUAUGGUAUUUUUGUUUCUACCCUACAUAGCCAAAAAUGAGAUAGGGUGUUGCCUUGUCUUCAUGCUCAGCCUCCAUCUGGUAGGACAGUGGUUCUCAGCCUGUGGGUCCCUAGAUGUUUUGGCCUUCAACUCCCAGAAAUCAUAACAGCUGGUAAACUGGCUGGGAUUUCUGAGAGUUGUGGGCCAAAACACCUGGAGACCCACAGAUUGAGAACCACUGUGCUAGGAGAUGCUUCCUCGGAGUCUGUUGUUCCUAAAUUGGAUCCAGCUGGAUAUGUCAAGGCUGAUGCUUGGAUAAGUUAAAUUUUUGGACCAUAACUCCCAGAAUCCCUAAGAUGCCAUGACAACAGGACAUGCUGACUGUGUAUUUUAGGUCAGGUACUCCAAAACACAAAACAAAAUAACAAAAACGUAAUGCUGGAAUAGGGCAACCCCGGAGCAUGACUGGAGUGGUAGCCGUCUAAUGUCAUUUCUGUGUGCUUUAGGAAAACUCCUUGCUGUAUUGACUCAUAGGUGAUACUUUGAGAGCCAACCAUUGCAAAAACAAAAAAAGGGAAAAGCUUCAGGUGUGCAACUGGAGGCAACCUGUGCUAUCAGUGAGAGGCACUGCUUGCAAAAGUUACUUUUUGGGAUUGUAACUCCGAGAAUCUCUGAGUUGUAUUCUGAAAGAGGUAAUGUUUCCAAGUUCUGAAUGGGAAAGGGAGUGCUUGAUGGUAGAGUUGUGCAUCACAUUGUUUGCUUGCAUACAAUCAUGCACUUCAUCCUAACGAAGCUGGAGGGAAACCAGUCCUUCAUCCCCGCCGUGGGAAAAGAGGACUAACCUGCUGUGAACAGCUCAGUGGUCUUUAUGUGUGCUCCCCCAACCCCACAACAAGGGCCAGCUUUGAAGCAAGAGGGCUGCAGACAUUUAGAGAAAGGAAGCAGCUGCCUUUCUCUUCUCUUUUUUAAAUUAAAAGACAAAAGAAGCCUUGAAAAAAAUACUUUAUUUUUCUAAGUGUUAAACUCAGUAUUUAUGUAAUUCUUAAAGGAAUUAAAGUCUGGCUCCUGUACAGUUUUCAUGGGGUUUGUACUUGGGGGUGGGAGGAGGGUGGGAAAGGAAAGGGCCAUGGGGUGGAGAGGGAGGAAGGAGAAGAAAGGGGCCUUUUAAUUUUUUUUUAUUGUAACCCUUUGGAAUGAUUUGCAUGAACAUUAGCGUUUAAACUGGUCCUCUCCCUCAAGCUUCUGUGUUGGAUAGGUUGAGCAGAUGGAGAAAGGCGCUCACUCAGGCAGGAUUUACCGCUGUUUGAAAAGUCACAUUUUUGGACUACAACUCCUACAAUCCCCUGGCUAGUGUGGCCAUGCUGGCUGGACAUUGUGGGUGUUAUGUGCUAAAAAUAUCAAGCUCUGGUUUUCAGCUAAUAGUAAAAUGUGCAGUGAUAGAGAACUUUCACUGAUAGGGAUCAGGCCUCAGCCAACGCACAUUUCACAGAAUCAUUGAGUUGGAAGAGACCUCAUGGGCCAUCCAGUCCAACGCCCUGCCAAGAAGCAGGAAAAUCGCAUUCAAAGCAUCCUCGACAGAUGGCCAUCCAGCCUCUGCUUAAAACCCUCCAAAGAAGGAGCGUCCACCACACUCUGGGGCAGAGAGUUCCACUGCUCUCACAGGAAGUUCUUCCUCAUGUUCAGGUGGAAUCUCCUUUCCUGUAGUUUGAAGCCAUUGUUCCGCAUCCUGGUCUCCAGGGUGGCCAAAAGCAAGCUUGCUCCCUCCUCCCUGUGACUUCCCCUCACAUAUUUAUACAUGGCUAUCAUGUCUCAAGGCUAGGAAGCAUUUGCUCUUAUAGAGAUAUUUUGGUCUACAGCUUCCAUAGACCCUUAUCAUUGGUUAUACUAUUGAAGUCGAAAACAUGCAAAUGUUCCUUGGGCCAACGGUAUGUUUUCAGCAUUCAGCAACUGGAGGAGCAGGAUUCUUCUGUUUAUAUGCUGGAAAAUGUUCUAAUCUCCACCUUUUCUCAUCUUCAGACAUGACAAUCUACUCAAAAACUACUUGUGGCCCAAGCAAACUAACUAUUGAAGUCCAUAAACGUGUGCUUUCUUCCAAUUUAUGCCUUUACCCUAAUCAUGUACAGCAAACUCUUCCAUUAAGCCUUGAGCUGAACACUUCUUCCAUUGUUUAAAGAAGACAGAGUGACAAUGGAGGGCAUAAAUCAUUUUAAAACAAAUCAGAUUCUUCCAGAAUACAUGAAAUGCCAAGAACCUUUUUUUUUAAUUCCCUUUUCCUAGUUACUUGAAAAACUUUGUAAUAUUUUUGACCCAGUCCUUGUAAUGAGUCAAUACAUAUCAUUCUUACCUGUAUUGAUUAACUACUUUGUGGGCUAGAAAUCUGAACUGAAUUGUGCAGUGGUAAUUUUUUUUACUAUACUUGUUCAUGCAAGUGGGAACAAAGAUAAUGGUGUUCUCCCUAUGUCAGGUAUAGAAGAAAUUACUGGCUCCCAGGGAGUUACACAUGAUGAUACAUUGAUUUGCUGGUAAAUAGCUGUUUUCACAAUGGAUUUUAUUACUGCUGUCCAUUCAUUGGCCAUGUCAUCAGCAUCCAUUACCAGAUUAAGUUCCACAUUCUCCAUACAGCUUGCUGUGCCUCUCCCAGUUUAUCCCAAAGGGUUAGGAGACCCUCUAGAGCAGAAAUGGAGGGGGAGGUGGAGAGGUAUUUCAGGAAAUUAUGUAGUAUGGAAGCUUGUACAUGAGUAGAAGUCCACAUGUGGAUUCGUGGAUGUCAUCCAGAAUUAUUGUUUCCCUAGAGGGAACUGCUGAAGACAAUGGUGAAAGAGGCAAAUCAGCAAAGCAUGCAGUUUGAAAUCAGGUUUCUAACUCAAAAGUUAUCUACUAAAUAAGGAAAGGAUGCCAAAUUCAAGAAAUGCAUGCUGUUUUCGAAAUUUGCCCGCUGUGUUUCCUUUUCUGCCCUGGUUUCUAAUGCUGUGGUUUCUCCACCGACUCGUUAUUCUUUUAGAAACUUCUCCCCUCCAAGAAAGGAUAUGCAGGUUAAACGCUAAUGUUGCAUGCAAUUUAAAGUGUUGACUUGUAAGAACACUUAUCAGGGAUGAAAUGGCAUUUAUUGUGUGGUGACCUUUUUAGUUCACUUUACAGAUUGUUUUGGGGUUUUGUGUGUGCGUGUGCGCGCGUGUGUGUUUGUGUGAGUGGCUGUGUGUGUGUGUGUGUGUGUGUGUGGUUUGUUAAUUUCGAGGGUUGUGUUUCUGGAAGGAUGUGACAGUAAUCGCAGUACUAUGUACAGAGCUUUCUUUUGUAUUAAAAAAAUACUCUUUCAAUAAAUGUAUCAUUUUGUGCACAGA
Messenger RNA from Anolis carolinensis (green anole), 6883 nucleotides. It is a transcript of the gene srf, whose product is annotated as serum response factor. Bases 82 to 1836 code for a protein of 584 amino acids. The transcript is spliced from 9 exons. Lineage: Eukaryota; Metazoa; Chordata; Lepidosauria; Squamata; Anolidae. The record is from RefSeq and is a predicted model, not a curated record. Gene Ontology annotation, biological process: positive regulation of transcription by RNA polymerase II. Gene Ontology annotation, molecular function: protein dimerization activity; serum response element binding; DNA-binding transcription factor activity, RNA polymerase II-specific.